This is a messenger RNA of Coregonus clupeaformis (lake whitefish), 2552 nucleotides long. Its product is annotated as myb-related protein B. Gene Ontology annotation, cellular component: nucleus. The record is from RefSeq and is a predicted model, not a curated record. Gene Ontology annotation, biological process: regulation of DNA-templated transcription. Lineage: Eukaryota; Metazoa; Chordata; Actinopteri; Salmoniformes; Salmonidae. Bases 194 to 2155 code for a protein of 653 amino acids. The transcript has 15 exons. Gene Ontology annotation, molecular function: RNA polymerase II cis-regulatory region sequence-specific DNA binding; DNA-binding transcription factor activity, RNA polymerase II-specific.
AGAUAGGAACUUAAACGCGGACUAGUGUGUUGUCAGCAAUCCAGAAGUGUACCCAGCCCAGCCCGGCAACAAUUCGAUUUUUUUAACCAACGUGGAUUAUAUACGACGAACAGAUUUGCUCCUAUAAUAUAGUUUGUAAAUAUAUGCACGACGUGUCCAACAAAAAUAUACAAUUGAAUUUUAGCUAAGGGUGAUGGAGGUAAAGCAGAGGGAAAUGUCCUGGUGGUCGCGCGGAGAGGAUGGGGAGGAGGCUAUGUAUCAGGACACUGACUCUGAUGUGGCUGAACAGAGAGACUGUGGAAAGGUCAAAGUGAAGUGGACACAAGAUGAGGAUGACAAUCUGAAAGCGUUGGUCCAGAACCGGGGCCCAAAUGACUGGAAAUACAUUGCCAGCCUUUUACCGAAUCGCUCAGAACACCAGUGCCAGCACCGCUGGUUGAAGGUUCUGGAUCCAGAUCUUGUCAAAGGGCCCUGGACCAAAGAGGAGGACGAGAAGGUGAUAGACCUGGUGAACAGGUAUGGCAACAAGCAGUGGGCUAUUGUGGCCAAGCACCUGAAGGGCCGGCUGGGGAAGCAGUGCAGGGAGCGCUGGCACAACCACCUCAACCCGGACGUGAAGAAAUCCUCCUGGACAGCAGAGGAGGACCUCAUCAUCUACAAGGCCCACUGCAUGCUGGGAAACCGCUGGGCUGAGAUUGCCAAGCUGCUCCCCGGAAGGACAGAUAAUGCUGUGAAGAACCACUGGAACUCAACCAUCAAGCGUAAGGUUGAGAUGGGCUUCUACAGCGGGGUGGAUCCUUCUCUGAAAUGUCAGCAGAUGGAACCAGAGGAGGGCAUGGCCCACCACAGUAGAGAUCAGCAGAUGGACUAUGGUGGUUCUAUGGAGAGGGACCCAGACCAAGACCCCACACUGCCGGAGAAUGCCAGUACAUCCACUGUGAGAGGCGGACCAAAGGAAGCAGGCUCCCACAAGGCUGUCUCUCCUCAACAGUCAAAGACCCCCAAAAGUGAGCCAAACACCCCAGGAGGUGAACUGAAUACCAGUAGCUGGGUGGUGGACAGCUCAGGCUUCCUGUCACCUAACGGCCCAGCCUUAAAAGAGGUGAUGGAGAUGGUAGAUGGGGACCUGGAUGGCUGGUGUAACAUGGCUGUCUUUGAUCUGCCUGAGGAGAGCCAGAGCCCAGAGCGGACCCAGUUUCGUCUGGAGGGCAGUGCUCUACAGGAGCUCAGUAAGGGUAACCGGGGGGAGCUGAUCCCCAUCUCCCCUGGAGGAAUCACCCCACCCUCCAUACUGACCCGGCGCAGCCGCCGUCGCAUCGCUCUGUCCCCUGACUCCAACAACUCCAGGACCCCGAAGAGCACCCCGGUCAAGAUCCUGCCCUUCUCUCCCUCACAGUUCCUCAACAUGUGGACCAAACAGGACAACUUUGAGCUGGAGAAUCCAUCUCUCACCUCUACCCCAGUGUGCAAUCAGAAGUCUGGGGUUACCACACCACUACACCGUGACAAGACUCCACUCACACAGAAGGAAAACUCUGUUUGCGCAUCCAAGCUUUACCCAAACUCAGUGUUCAUUACACCCAACCACAAGUCAAAUCUUGACACCACCCCACGGACUCCAACUCCAUUCAAAAAUGCCAUGGAGAAGUAUGGUCCUCUGCGACCAAUGCCUCAGACUCCGAAUGAGGAGGACUUGAAAGAGGUCCUCUUGAAAGAGGCUGGGAUUGAGCUGAUUGUGACGGAUGAGAGUCCACCCGAGCAAAGACGCAAGCAGGUGCAUCGACCUCCAAUGAAGAAAGUGCGUAAAUCUCUGGCUCUGGAUGUCAUGGACUGCAAAGAGAUCGUCACUGCCAGGCAUCAGUCCAUUAAGUCAGAGCCCAAAACCUGUCCUAAGGCUGAGACGUCUCUCAACUCCUCGUCCUUUUGUAUGAAGACGGAAGAUAAAGAGGAGAAUGUUCUGGAUCAGGGCUUCUGUUUAGGACCCAGUGAGAGUGGUGCAUAUUCCAACCCAGUGCCCCCAACCCCAAUGUCCAAGGCAUGGGAAGCAGUGGUAUGUGGACGGACUAAGGACCAGCUCAUAAUGACAGAGAAAGCAAGACGUUACCUCCGUUUACUGAAAUCCCACGCUCCUAACCGGGCCCUCAUCCUGUCCUGAGCUCUCACUAACUUAGUUGUCCUCUGUGCAGACAUUUUUGUGUGUUAAACAUAGGGUUGCAACAUUCUGGGAACUUUCAAUAAAUUACCUGGUUUUCCUAGAAUCAGGAGGGAAUAAGCAGGAAAUCCGGGAUCUUCCAACCAUGAUUUCUGGAAAACCAGGGAAUUUAUUGAAAGUUUGCAACCAUAGUUAAACACUCCCUAGAGCCCCCUGCAGAAAUCUAAUUAGCAUACUAAAAACAUCUCCAUCAAAGUGUGUCAGUUUAAACUAGAGAUAUGUUUUUUUGCAUGGGCUGCGUCUUAAUCCACUGCAUCUGCCGAUGUCGCCCUUCCGCAUCUGCGGUGAAAGGUGGCAGAGCUAGUGCGGUGUUUGUCAGACUAUGAGCGUCACGGGACUC